Messenger RNA from Diuraphis noxia (Russian wheat aphid), 3003 nucleotides. RefSeq lists its product as uncharacterized. The record is from RefSeq and is a predicted model, not a curated record. Lineage: Eukaryota; Metazoa; Arthropoda; Insecta; Hemiptera; Aphididae.
AUGCCAACUGUAAACGGUCCUUUUAAGGACCACUUGACGCUUAAUKUUGGUGAAGAUCUUAGGAUCUGUCACUUCAACAUUGAAGGAAUUUCUAAAGCGAAGUGUGAAGUUCUAACUAAAAUCAUGAACAAGGAAAGAAUAGAUGUAAUUGCCUUGCAAGAAACACACACGAAAGAUGACAAUGACCUUCAAAAAAGAGGCUACAUCGCAGGAUAUAUAGUAAUUGGAGCGAUACACCACAAGCAGUAUGGCAUAGCUACGUAUGUAAAAGAAAACAUCGAUGAUACGAUGGUAGUUCACAAAGCCAACUCAGGAAACACCCAAGUACUAUCCACGAAAAUAGGUAGUAUUACUGUAACGAAUGUGUAUAMACCUCCAAACAACAAAUGGGAGRGUAAUCCAAUGAAAACCUUUGAACACCCAGCUAUUUAUGUGGGUGACUUUAACAGCCAUAAUAUGGCGUGGGGCUAYGAGGAAAAUGAUGAAAACGGAGAUAUAUUAUAUGAAUGGCUAGACACAAUGAAUAUGGAACUUGUCUUCAGCAUAAAGGAUAAGGGAACUUUUCGAUCAGCAAGAUGGCUGAAGGAGUACACGCCAGAUCUAAGCAUAAUAUYGAAACCUCCAAAUGAUAGUAAACAACUGGCAUCGCGCCGUAUUCUCUGUGAUUUUCCUCACAGCCAGCAUCGACCGGUGGUCUUAGAAUAUGGCCUAAAAAUACYAAUAAUUAGAUCAAUCCCAAAACCAAGAUGGAAUUUCAGGAAAGCCAACUGGACUGAAUUCGCCAAGGAACUAGAUCACCUAAUACAAUGGAUCCCAGCAAAGGCAGAAUGUUAUGAUCGAUUCGUGGGAGCGAUAAAAAUGAUAGCGAAAAAGCAUAUUCCUAGGGGCUUCAGGAAGCAGUUCAUCCCAGGCUGGGACGAAACGUGUAAUGAACUGUAUGCGGAGUUUCRAAGGUCAAAAKAUAAUAACAUAGYGGAUGAAYUAAUUAACAACUUAAACUCAAUAAGAAAACAAAGAUGGCAUGAAAAGACAGAAAAUCUAGACUUUACCCACUCCAGCCAUAAAGCAUGGAGCCUAAUGAAAAAAUUAGGCACCUCAAAUAGUACCACGAAAGGUCAGCAUACAUUAAGACCAAAUAGUGUAGCAACCAGAUUAAAAAGCGUUGGAAAACUUCCAGUAGACAAAGAGCAUAAACGAUUAAUAAAAACAGAAUUAAGAAAUCACAGGAAAWUGCUAAUGCCGCAUCCAACACUGGACGCUGCUUUUACACAAAAUGAUGWAUGCAACGCAAUAAAGAAAACCAAAAUAAACAAAGCUGCGGGCUUCGAUGGGAUAUAUUCUGAGUUUUUUAAAUUCGCAGGACCGAGAACUUAUACCUGGCUAACUGUGUUUUAUAAUGAUAUUAUAGAUACUGCAAAACUACUAAAACAAUUUAAAAGAGCGAAAGUGAUUGCGUUACUAAAACCCGGGAAAGAUGGCCACGAAGCCGCAGAUUACCGACCUAUAUCAUUACUGAGCGUUACGUAUAAGAUUUUAGAAAGAAUUUUUUUAGAACGUAUACAACCAUAUAUCGAAGACGUGAUACCAAUAGAACAGGCUGGAUUUAGGGAAUACCGAGGAUGUGAGGAGCAAGUACUAGCGCUCACAACUCUGAUAGAAUCUGGAUUCCAAAGGAAAUUUAAAACUAGUGUAGCGUUCAUUGAUUUGUCAGCGGCGUAUGACACAGUAUGGAGAGACGGUCUUUUGAAUAAGUUCGCCAAGGUCAUCCCAUGCAAGAAAUUAUUCACACUCCUAGAUAGAAUGCUCACGAACCGCYGCUUCAAAGUAUUUUUGGGUAAUAAGGAAAGCAAUUGGCGCACAGUACUCAAUGGUCUUCCCCAGGGUUCGGUACUUGCUCCGACUCUAUUUAACUUAUAUAUAUAUGAACUACCUGUUACGAAAGGGCUUAAGUUCCAAUACGCGGACGAUAUUGCUAUUGCUUAUCAAAGCACUGAUUUAGAGGAUGGCGGGAAAGCACUUACUGAAKACCUCAACACUAUGAACAAAUACUUCUCCAAAUGGCGUUUAAAACCAAACCCUACCAAGACUGAAGUAUGUGCUUUUCACCUAAACAACAAAAAGGCUAGAGAAGAGUUGAAAGUGACAUUCCAAGGAGUACAAUUAAAGCACAACUUCACGCCGAAAUACUUGGGAAUAACAUUGGAUCGUACGCUCACAUUUAAAGAACAUCUUGUCAAAACUGGAAAGAAAGUACGAUCCAGAGUCAAUUUAAUUCAAAAACUCGCCGGUACAGGAUGGGGUGCUAGCGCUAAAACAUUACGRACAGCAGCRCUGGCGCUAACAUACAGUGCAGCUGAAUACGGUGCCCAAGUGUGGUGUAWUAGUGCACACGUGAAAAAARUUGACACACAAUUGUAUAGUGUAAUGAGAGURAUUAGCGGCACGGUGAAGUCCACUCAGUUACAAUGGCUACCAGUUCUAACCAAUAUAGCUCCGCCAGACCUACGAAGAAAGCAUAAACUUAUUAAUACUAUCAGGAAAGCCGAAGAUAGGAGGAACUCACUGCUAGCCGAAAGAUUAGAAGAGAUACCAGCACUUAGACUAAAGUCAAGGAAACCGCCUUGGAAGACAGCUAAAKACCUAAUAAGAUCAGGAUUUGAAACCAAAAAGUGCUGGUACGAUGAAUGGACCAACUCUACUUUACCAAUCAAAAACAAAAAUCUGGUGAUGGACCCCAACCAAGGAGUUAUGGGUAUGGAACUGCCUAGACAUGAAUGGUCUGUACUAAAUCGUCUUCGAACAGGUCAUGGCCGUUGCGCUGAUAUGAUGUUUAAAUGGCGACUCCAAGACAGCCCAACAUGCGAUUGCGGCAACGAUAGACAAACCAUAAAUCACAUAAUAAAAGAAUGCCAGAUAAGGAAAUUCAACCAGGGCAUCGAAGGAAUCCACGCGAUAACACCRGAAGCAGUAAAAUGGAUAAGGGAACUGGACGUACACCUGUAA